ACGCGCGCGCUGCCGGAUGCGGCCGGGCCGGGCCGCGGGAGCCGCUGUCGCGCCUACGUCCGGGCCUUCACCACCAGAGUGAGAUGACUGUCCAGCCUGUAUAAUCAGGUUAUAGAACUUUCUCCUUCUUAGAGGACAACUUCCAUCCCCUUCAAGGCUGAGGAUGCAGGGACAGAGAAUGAAACACAAGAACAUGGACUAAACAUCGAGAGAAGAAACCCCAGAAAGAUGAAGUGCGUGCUGGUGGCCACCGAGGCGGCCGAGGUCCUGUUCUACUGGACCGACCAGGAGUUCGAAGAGAAUCUCUGGCAGAAGUUUGGUCUGUCAGAGAACAGGGCAGCAGAGCUCACUGCUCUGGAGGACCGCCUCAGUACGCUUUUUGCCCCCAUGAUCGUCUCCUGCAUGACGAUGCUAGAGAAGCUCUCAGACACCUACACCUGCUUCUUGGCUGAGAAGAGCAAUCAUCUGUAUGUCCUUCACCUGUUUGGUGAAUGCCUGUUUAUCGCCAUCAAUGGUGACGGCACAGAGAGUGAGGACGACCUGCGCCGGAAGUUGUAUGUUCUGAAGAACCUGUUUGAGAUGCACUUUGGACUAGUCACCCUGGACAGCCAUCUCAUCAGGAAGGAGCUCCGGCCUUCAGACCUGCAGAAGCGCACUCAAGUGUGGGCUCUCUUCCAGAGUCUGCUCCAUACGUACAGCCGUCUCCGAGACCAAGAGCAGAGCUUUAUGGUGGAGGCCGUCGAGAGGCUAAUCCACCCCCAGCUCUGUGAACUAUGUAUCGAGGCCCUGGAAGAACGUGUUGUUCACUACAUCAAUACCCGGCCUGAGCAUGGCGGGGAAGAGGUGCUCCAUGCCUUCCUGCUUGUCCACACCAAGCUGCUGGCCUUCUACUCCACCCAUCAUGCCAGUCCCCUGCGCUCAGCAGAUCUCCUCUCCCUCCUUCUCAUGGUGCAGGACCUAUACCCCAGUGACAGCUCAACAGUCGAGAACACUCAGACUUCCCAAGGAAAGACAUCCCAUCAGAGACGCAGCAAUAGCCAGAACAUUCCUGCUCAGCAGAUGAGAAGCCCUGGCCCACGUUUGCCUACCAGGACGAGUUCAGAGGAGACGGACACAGACAGUCUCUCCAUGCCUGAGGAAUACUACACUCCAGCACCCUCCCCUGGAGAACCGAACUCAGGAAGCAUGGUCUGGCUAGAGGGUGGAACUCCACCAGCUGGGGGAGAUGCCGAAGCUGCCUUUGUCCUGGUAGCAGAGGACACCUUGCAAACACUGGCCCCCCCUUCUCCUGCACCUUCCAAUCCCAGGAGGAUUUUCCUUGAUGCCAUGGUAAAGGAGAGUCCUUGUGUUAUGAUGCCCCACACCAUGUACUGCCUGCCUCUCUGGCCGGGCAUCUCCAUGGUGCUUCUGACCAAGAGCCCCAGCUGCCACAUGGCCCUCUCCCUUUACCAACUCCUGGACGGGUUUUCAGUCCUAGAGAAGAAAUUGAAAGAAAGGCAGGAAGCAGGGAGUGCCCUUCGUUCCCAGCCCCUUCUGGGGGACUUGCGCCAGAGGAUGGACAAGUUUGUGAAGAAUCGAGGUGGACAAGAUAUUCAGAGCUCCUGGCUGGAAUUUAAGAACAAGGUUUUCUCCAGAAGUGAUCAAGGGUCAUAUCUGGAGAUCAUCCAGGCCUGUGCCAAGGUAAAGCGGCAGCUUUGCUCCAUGUACCGAGUCUACUUCUUGAGCCUAGCCCCUGGAGGGGGAGGGCCCUGUCUCCCCCAGAGCCUACAGAACCACGCCCAGAAUGUCAUCCAAGACAUGCUGGUGGACUGGAAGGACUUUGUGAUGGUGAAGAGUCAGAGAAACACCACUUUGGUGUCUUACCUGGAAGACUUCCCAGGGUUGGUGCAUUUCAUCUAUGUGGAUCGCAUGACGGGGCAGAUGGUAGCCCCCUCCCUCAACGUCACAGAGAAAACGACCUCAGAGCUUGGCAAGGGACCCCUGGCUGCCUUCGUCAAAACCAAGGUCUGGGCUUUAGUUGCUCUGGCCCGACGAUAUCUCCAAAAGGGCUACACAACUCUAACGUUUCGAGACGGCGACUACUACUGCUCCUACUUCCUGUGGUUCGAGAAUGAGUUGGGGCACAAAUUACAGGCAAUCGAAGUGCCUGUCCUCUCAGAUGACUCAGCUCCUGUUGGGGUACUUGGAGGAGACUACUACAGGAAGCUUCUGCGCUACUAUAGCAAAAACCACACAGGAGAAGUGGUAAAAUGCUACGAAUUGAUGACCAUCCAUCUCUCUGUCCUUGCAGUGGACAUAGUAGUCCAGCAGGCAAGUGAGCUGGCCCGGCAGCUAUGGGAGUUAUCUCAUAUCCCCUUACUUUAGGAGACUGGACUGUUCUAUGACUCUUGGUUUUCACAAGACAUUUAUUUUGUCCAUUCCACAUUUCCCCAUUUGAGGACUGCCCGAGGUCCCCAGACGCUCCCCACCUCAGGUUCUCAAACUGUCCAGUGAUGCAGAUCACAGCUGAUACCUGCCUUCCCAUCCAUCUCAUUUGUACAAAAGUGGCCUCCUACUAAGUAAUAGCCCCAGGGCAGCAGGAUAAAACCUCCAUACCCACAUGUUCCUGAGAAGCCCUCCUCUAGCCAAGGAAUACAUGGCACACGGUGGCCCUUCUAAGCCACAAAGAUUCCACUUUGUGUUUCAGAGGAUAGGUUGGGAGGCAGAGGCAGAGGCUGGGCUUCCAUAUUGUGUCCUUGAAAGUCCCAGGGAUUUUGACAUCAAAAUUCAAAGCCACUAAACCUAGGAGCCGCCUUUCCUUAUCUUCCCCUAGCAGAGAGGGGAGGAAUUACUAGCACCCAAUAACCAGGGGAAUGGGACCUUGACUCUCCAUUAAUUAAAGCACUUAUUUUUCCUGUU
Messenger RNA from Sarcophilus harrisii (Tasmanian devil), 2898 nucleotides. It is a transcript of the gene HPS1, whose product is annotated as HPS1 biogenesis of lysosomal organelles complex 3 subunit 1. Lineage: Eukaryota; Metazoa; Chordata; Mammalia; Dasyuromorphia; Dasyuridae. Gene Ontology annotation, biological process: melanosome assembly; vesicle-mediated transport. The coding region runs from base 229 to 2364 and encodes 711 amino acids. Gene Ontology annotation, cellular component: BLOC-3 complex. The record is from RefSeq and is a predicted model, not a curated record. Gene Ontology annotation, molecular function: guanyl-nucleotide exchange factor activity. The transcript has 21 exons.